Messenger RNA from Vollenhovia emeryi, 2512 nucleotides. Its product is annotated as lysosomal Pro-X carboxypeptidase. Lineage: Eukaryota; Metazoa; Arthropoda; Insecta; Hymenoptera; Formicidae. The coding region runs from base 78 to 1547 and encodes 489 amino acids. Gene Ontology annotation, biological process: proteolysis. Gene Ontology annotation, molecular function: dipeptidyl-peptidase activity; serine-type exopeptidase activity. The transcript has 7 exons. The record is from RefSeq and is a predicted model, not a curated record.
CUGGCAGAGAAUUAAAGUGUGCAUCUCUGGUGUGAGAAGAGAACCAGUGAGAACGCGGACUUGCACGUGUUCGUAUCAUGUGUCGACGUAUAUUACUGCUGCUCUGCGUCGUGGCCGCGCUGUGCCGGUCGACGGUCCAGCUGACACUCCGAGGCAGAUCCUCGGCGAGUCGGGCCGUCCAUGACGACGCGCCACCGUCGCCGCAAAGCGGCCGAUAUAAAUACGAGAUCAGGACGUUUGACGUGCGCGUGGAUCACUUCAGUUUCGCCGUACAGGACACUUUCAAGCUGAGAUAUCUCGUAAACGACACUUGGCGAAAAACGGAGAACGCCCCUAUAUUCUUCUACACCGGAAACGAAGGCGAUAUCGAGGUUUUCGCAGAGAAUACGGGCUUCCUGUGGGAAACCGCACCGCAAUUCGGUGCGCUGGUAGUGUUCGCCGAGCACCGUUACUACGGUGAAUCGCUGCCCUAUGGGAACCGGUCCUACGCGGACCCGCAGCAUCUCGGCUAUCUAACGUCCCAGCAGGCUCUAGCCGAUUACGCGGAUCUUAUCGGGUAUCUAAAGUCGCAACCAGAAUACAAGCGCAGCCCAGUCAUAGCUUUCGGCGGUUCGUACGGCGGUAUGCUCAGCGCUUGGAUGCGCAUGAAGUAUCCCCACAUUAUUCAGGGCGCGAUUGCGUCUUCGGCACCGAUUCAGCAGUUCGCUGGCGUUGUGGACUGCGAGGCAUUCUCUCGGAUAGCAACCUCGGACUAUCGCGCCGCGAAUUCGACAUGCCCGCAGCUCAUCCGGAAGGCGUGGAGUACGAUCACCAACGUGACUUCGAAUGACGAGGGCAAGAAGUGGCUGUCGGACAACUGGAAACUGUGCGAGCCGCUGAAGACCGCGGAGCACGUCAAGACGCUGAAAGAUUUCUUGGAGGAGGUCUACAUAAACCUGGCUAUGGUCAACUAUCCGUACGAGGCUGACUUCUUAGCGCCGCUACCCGGCAAUCCAGUUAACGUGUUCUGCCAGCAUCUGACAAACGCGUCAUUGACGGGAAAACCGCUGUUAUUGGCACUUCAUCGAGCUGUUAGCGUUUAUACAAAUUAUACCGGUAAAACGAGCUGUAUCUCCACGAGGAAUGCAGAGCCGGGAUUGGGCGGUGAUAAAGGGUGGGAUUAUCAGGCGUGCACGGAAAUGGUGAUGCCGAUGUGCAGCGACGGUAACAACGAUAUGUUCGAGCCGGUGGAUUGGAACAUCGUCAAGUACAAUAAUACCUGUUUCAAAAAAUAUUCCGUAUCGUCACAACCUUAUCUGGUUUGUGAGCAGUACGGCUGCAAGAAUUUUACCAACGCGAGCAACAUCGUUUUCAGCAACGGAUUGCUGGAUCCAUGGACGAGCGGAGGUGUGCUGCGCAAUUUAUCAGAGUCAGUGGUCUCGAUAUUGAUGCCGGGUGCCGCGCAUCAUCUCGAUUUACGAGCGUCUAACAGUAACGAUCCGUACAGCGUUCUAUUGACGCGCAAUUUCCAUCGGUUUUCGAUUAAUAAGUGGAUCAAGGAAUAUUGAUUGAGAUAGGAAACUGAAAAUUCGGUGCGACGAAAGAUGUUCGCAGAAUUAUUGGGAAAUAACUCGCGACCGCCUGGUCGAAAUUCAUCCUUUAUAUUUCUCAAAUUAAAAAUACGAAAACAAAACGCCUACGCCGCGACAACAAUAAAUAUUCAACGCUGAAUCGGCUGCUUAACGCUAAAUAAAGCGUUGGCGAAAACUCAAUCGAAAACAUAUGCGCGAAAGCAUUUCGAUAUAUCACAGUAAAUAAUAAAUGCACAUACAUAUCUCGUCGGGCAUUCUAAAAGAACUACGAGAGAGUAUAAAACUUUCAGAUAACGCGAAAGUCCGAAACGCAUUUGAAGAAUGUCCGAUCUUUUCGGACGUUUUCGCGAUAUCUCUCGGACGUUUGCGUUGUCUAAAGUCACGAAUCUAAUAUCACUAUAGCACAUAAAAAAUGGCUACUUUAUCAAAUAAAAAGUAACACUAUCGCGAUUAUUUGACACAUACUCGACAUUAAUUAUAAAUAUAUGCGCUGUAUUAUUCCUAGUUAAUAUUUUUAUCGCAUUAUGUAAUUUCUUACGCCAAGUUUGUCCGAAGGAAUCAUGUAGGGAGUAUAAGCGAACAAAGCUACCGAAGAGAUACGAAUUUCUACAUGUAGAAUAAAUUUCUCUUAAAAGAACGUUGGAUCUUAAGCCGAAUCUAUAAAUAUCAUGUAAAUAUCAUGGUUUUUUUAUAUGUCGAUCUUCUGAAAUUCUCAAAUCCUUAUUUCGCAGGUACAGCAUUGUUUUUCACUUUUCUAAUGGACUCGUAUUAUUUUUCUACGCUAUCAGAAUGAUCUCUCUCUCUCUCUCUCUCUCUCUCUCUCUCUUUCUUUCUCUCAUAUUGUUACCACGAAAAUGUAUAUCUAAGAAUAUUUUUACAUACUAUUUGUGAAUGUGUUGAGAUAAUCUUACGCUACGUUAUAAAUAAAAAAAAGUUUAAUA